Molecule: messenger RNA, 1248 nt
Organism: Lathyrus oleraceus (garden pea)
Lineage: Eukaryota; Viridiplantae; Streptophyta; Magnoliopsida; Fabales; Fabaceae
Product: E3 ubiquitin-protein ligase RMA3
Exons: 2
Coding region: 228-995 (255 amino acids)
Biological process (GO): ubiquitin-dependent protein catabolic process
Cellular component (GO): endoplasmic reticulum
Molecular function (GO): metal ion binding; ubiquitin protein ligase activity
Source: RefSeq, a predicted model, not a curated record
UAAUUAAAUAUAUACAUGUGGUGGCACCAACCCAUUUUCACUCUGUUCGUUUCCUUAACAACACAAUCUUCUUCUUCUUCAUCCUCAAUUUACUUUCCUCCAUUGCGCUCUUCUCAAUCCAAUUCUCUCCCACCUUUCUACUUUUUUCCUUUUCUCUUCCUUUCAAGCUAAGCUAACGUCUUAAUUUCUUUAUUUCCAAAGGGUAUAUUUCUGUAGUAGAAAAUUCAAUGGAAUCUACAUGCUUUGGUUCUAAUGUGAAAGUCUCACUAAAGCAAAAAUGUAAAUCUACUACAGAAGAAGAAGAAGAAGAGAGAACAAUAUCUAGUGGUGAAAAUGGUUGCUUUGAUUGUAAUAUUUGCUUGGAAUCAGCAAAUGAUCUUGUGGUUACACUUUGUGGUCAUCUCUAUUGCUGGCCAUGUAUAUAUAAAUGGCUUAAUGUCCAAAACUCUUCCGUUGAACCAGAUAAGCAGCCUACAUGCCCUGUUUGUAAAGCUGUCAUCUCGCAUACUUCAUUAGUCCCUCUUUACGGUCGUGGAAAAUCAGAUUCAGAAACCGGGUCGAAUAAACUUCAGGUGGGUUUGGUUAUACCUCAUCGACCACCUCCGUACAACUUGAAUGCUAUGUUAACGUCUAAUCGGCCAUCAAAUUUGCAUCACGGGGAGCAGCAGCAGCUCCAUCCGAAUUAUUUCCAUACACAAUCACGGCCGAUCCAUUAUCAUCAGCAUUACAUCCCUCACCUUUAUGAAGGUUAUGGUGGCAAUGGAUUACCUUAUCAUGGUGGUGCUGCUAGUUUUGUGAAUACUGUGAUUGGUAUGUUUGGGGAUAUGGUGUUGACAAGGGUUUUUGGUGUGUCUGAUGCGAAUUUGGUUACUUACUCUCACAAUGGAAGUACCAGUCCUAGAAUGAGGAGGCAGGAGAUGCAGAUUGACAAGUCUCUAAACAGAGUUUCAAUCUUUCUUCUUUGCUGUUUCAUUUUGUGUCUUCUCUUGUUUUGAACAUGUUGUUGUAUUUCAGAUUGUAUAGGCCCUUAUCAUGUGCAGUCCUGAAUAUGGCUGUCCUUUGGGAUCUACUAUAGAUUGUGUGUUUAUAUAGAUAGUAAGUUUUAGUACAGUAUAUGAUGUGUAUCAUAUGUUGUUGAUCUGUUUCUCUUUGGAUAAUUAUCACACAUGCGUGUAACUAAAUCAAAGUUUAGGUUCCUGAUUUAAAGAAAAUGUCAUUCCAGACACACCCUAAAUUUCUAAAACAUUA